AUAUAUAUAUAUACUGAGUUUGAUGCACAACUCAUUCAUUACUGAUAAACAAUUCAAAUUCUCAAUAUGAUGGUUGUUGUGCUUGUGUUCUUGCUAGCCACUACUCAUGUUUUGGGUAGUAGUGAUGAUGACGAGGGACUGCAUAAUGGAGCUUCUCAGGUACAAUACUCGUGUAUAGAAAGAGAGAGACAAGCUCUUCUCACCUUCAAACAAGGCCUUGAUGAUAUUGAUAACAUCUUAUCAUCUUGGACAAGGAACAACAAAGAAUGCUGCUCAUGGAGAGGUAUCAGGUGCGAUAACUUAACUAAUCAUAUUGUCAUGCUUGAUCUUCGCCCUAAUUUGAUCCCUACUUAUGACGACGAUUUCGAUUGGCUUCCUAUGGGAGGUGAAAUCGGUUUCUCUUUGGUUCAACUCCAUUACUUGGAGCAUUUGGAUCUUAGUUACAAUGAUUUCACUACAAUUCCAAAGUUUAUCGACGCUUUCACAAAUCUCAGAUAUCUCAACUUGUCAAAAAAUCCUUUAGUUGGAACUAUUCCUCCACAACUUGGAAAUCUCACCAAGUUGCAUGUUCUUGAUCUUACUGGCUCUUUCAGCAAGUUGACUACUAAGAGUUUCAAAUGGCUUUCUCAUCUUUCUUAUCUCAAAAUCUUUAGAUUGAGAAGUACCAAUUUUACCCAAGCUUUGGAUUGGUUUGAUUCCUUUAAAACAACUCCAUCCUUGUCGUACUUACACCUACAUGAUUGUCAAUUUCCUGAGUUGGAUGAUUCUUCUUUUUCUCCUACAAAAAACUCUUCAAAUUCAAUCACAACCCUUCAUGUCUCUGGUAGCACGUUUGGAACUUCAACAAUUUCACACUUGCUUAACUUGAGCAAUAACCUUAUUGAUCUCUCUCUACAACUCAAUUUCCUCAUCAAAGGUAGUUCUAUUCCAGAUUCUUUUGAAAAUCUAAGAUCUCUAAGGCGUUGUUACUUGUUCUCUAAUCAGUUUGAAGGAGAAGUACCAAAAUCAAUGAAGAAUCUUUGCCAUCUUCGAGAAUUAGUCAUGGUUCGCAAUAGUUUCACUUCCACCCUUCUUGAUAUCUUAGAAAGCCUCAAACAUUGUAAUAACAAUUCCUUAGAAAUUCUAAAUUUGGGUUUGAACAAAAUUGAGGGAUAUUUUCCUGACUUUGAAAAAUUUCCCAUGUCUCUUAAAGACUUAAAUGUCAGAGAAAACAAACUAAGUGGAUCAUUGCCUAUUGAUAUUUCAAAGAUGUUACACUUAAGAGAGCUUGAUGUGUCAAACAAUAAGUUAAAUGGUACUUUACCAAAAACUAUUGGCAAGCUCUCUUUUCUUAACAUUUUGGAUAUAUCCAAGAAUUUUUUCACAGGAGUUGUCUCUGAACCACUUCUUGGGAACCUCUCCAAGUUGCACUAUCUUGACUUGUCUUCCAACUCUUUAACUUUGGAAUUGCCAUUCAACUGGAUUCCCCCUUUUCAACUCCAAUAUAUAAGUUUGAGAUCAUGCAUGUUAGGUCCUCAUUUUCCUUCUUGGCUCCAAACACAAUCAAAUGUUUCAUAUCUUGAUUUAUCUAGGUCUGGGAUAAUAUCUAAUACCAUUCCCAAAUGGUUUUUCAAUCUAACUUUCAAUUUAUAUUAUUUGGAUCUAUCUUUCAACCUUAUCAAUAGUACCUUGCCAAACAUUCCACUAAACUCCAACAAUUUUCCUUAUGUUGAUUUAAGCUCUAACAAGUUUCAUGGCCAUAUCUCACCUAAUUCUCUUUUCAAAGCAAGUGUGUUGAAUCUUUCCAAUAAUACCCUCACAAAAUUUGUGCAUCACUUUUGCACUACUCUACAUGACAGGGAAAUGAUAAUUCUUGACCUUUCCAAUAAUCAUUUAUUGGGAAGCAUUCCUGAUUGUUGGUUUCAUCUACAACAUUUGCAAGUUCUUAAUUUGCACAGUAAUAGAUUGUCAGGAGUGAUCCCAAACUCAAUUUCUUCUCUACAUGAACUUGAAACAUUGCAUUUGAGGAAUAAUAGCUUGUCAGGAACUUUACCAUCAACCUUGAAGAAUUGCACCCAAUUGACUUUUCUAGAUGUUGGAGAGAAUAAAAUGGAAGGAACUAUACCACCAUGGAUUGGAGAAACACUGAAGUUUUUGGUUGUCCUUCAACUAAAAUCUAAUAACUUCUAUGGAACAAUACCAUCAAAUCUGUGUCAUCUUCAUUUUAUUCAAAUAUUUGACAUUUCUCAAAAUAAUAUACAUGGAGCUAUCCCAUCUUGCAUCAACAAUUUCACAUCAAUGGUUGAGGUUCUAAUGCCUGAAGAGGAAUUUAGAUCAAUUUCAGUAUACUAUAAUUUUGGUCGAUUAUUUUAUGGAUUAUAUGACAAUAAUGCAUUUGUUAGAUGGAAAGGAAAAGAAUAUGAGUAUGAAAAUAUUUUGGGAUUACUGAGAGUCAUUGAUCUUUCGAGCAAUAGAUUAGUUGGAGAGAUUCCCAAAGGAUUGACAAAUCUUGUGGAACUAGCUCAAUUGAACUUGUCAAGGAAUAAUUUGAGUGGAGUCAUUCCUGAGAAUAUUGGGAACUUGAGUAAGCUAGAAUCACUAGAUUUGUCCCAUAACAAUUUUUAUGGUAACAUUUCUAUGGGAUUGGCCAAACUCUCCUCUCUGGCAUAUUUGGACCUAUCAUAUAAUCACUUUUCUGGAAGAAUCCCUACUGGCACUCAAUUGCAAAGCUUCAAAGAUUCUUCUUAUUUUGGGAAUUUUGGACUAUGUGGACCUCCACUUUUGACUGCAUGUCCUGGAGAUGAGGAAAAAAUCAAAGAUCAUUUUCCAGAAAAUAAAAGCUAUGUUGAACAUGAUCAAGGAAUGUUUGACAUGUCAUGGUUUUACAUCGGGCUAGAAGUUGGAUUUGCUCUUGGUUUUAUUGGAGUUUGUGGAACUUUGUUCUUAAACUCUAAGUGGUGAGUUGCCUAUUUUCGGUGCUUAAAUAAUUUUGAAGAUUGGCUUCACCUUAUGAUUCGCAUUAGAAUAUCUAAAUUAAGAAGACACCUUCAAAGCUAGAUGCAUGAUUCAUAUUGGAAGAACACUUUAGAGAAAUCUAAGUUGUUCUAUUUCCUGAAUAUGAGAGAACAUGAAGAGAAGAAUAAAGAUGCAGUGCUUGCCCAUUAAAUGCUAUUUGAGGUAUACUUAUGGCUUUUAUGUUGUUUUUAUAUAUUUUGUUUUCAACAAGUACAAUAAUUUUUCUUAAGUGAAGCACUUUAUGAUAUGAUAUUUUUAUAUAGCUUUGUUGGUUGAGUUGUUUAAAAUGUAUUUGGCUAAAUGUGUAUGUAGUACCUGAACUUUAAUGAUAAAACAUGAAUGGGUAAGUGGUUCUAUAUAUGUAUUA
This is a messenger RNA of Humulus lupulus (European hop), 3361 nucleotides long. RefSeq names its product receptor-like protein EIX2. Bases 67 to 2940 code for a protein of 957 amino acids. Gene Ontology annotation, molecular function: protein binding. The record is from RefSeq and is a predicted model, not a curated record. The transcript has 2 exons. NCBI's taxonomy places the organism in Eukaryota, Viridiplantae, Streptophyta, Magnoliopsida, Rosales, Cannabaceae.